Molecule: messenger RNA, 3114 nt
Organism: Periophthalmus magnuspinnatus
Lineage: Eukaryota; Metazoa; Chordata; Actinopteri; Gobiiformes; Gobiidae
Gene: cnn2
Product: calponin 2
Exons: 7
Coding region: 233-1165 (310 amino acids)
Biological process (GO): actomyosin structure organization
Molecular function (GO): actin binding
Source: RefSeq, a predicted model, not a curated record
CUCUCCGGUUCCUCGUUCACACACUGCGUCUUGGCGUUGAACUCUCUUGACUCCGCGGUUCUUUGGACGACACCGUGGGAGCGCUCUAAUUGGCGGCUGUAAAAGAGAAAGGAAGCCAUCUACCCGAGGUUUCAUUGAGAGAGAGCCAGACAGAAAAGUUUGGCACACCCGCAAGAACAAUUUUACGUCUUUUAUUUCCGUGCGUAAAAUCUGCGUAAAAAUCAGAGCCACAAUGUCCGGAUUCAACAAGGGACCCGCGUACGGCUUAUCUGCUGAAGUCAAGAAUAAGAUUGCACAGAAGUAUGACCCCCAGGCAGAGGAGGAGCUGAGGAACUGGAUAGAGGGGGUAACUGGGUGCCCCAUUGGUCCAGACUUCCAGAAAGGCCUGAAGAGUGGAGUGAUCCUUUGCAAACUCAUCAAUGAACUCCAGCCAAACUCUGUGAAGAAGAUCAACACAUCAGGGAUCAACUGGCUUCAGUUGGAGAACGUCAACAACUUCCUGGCGGCCAUCAAAGCGUAUGGCCUGAAGACCCACGACACGUUUGAGGCCAGCGACCUGUUCGACAACACCAACCUGACCCAAGUGCAGACCACCCUCCUCGCCCUCGCCAGCAUGGCCAAGACCAAGGGCCACUCUCAUGUGGAGAUUGGAGUGAAGUACGCAGACAAACAGGAGAGGAUGUUCGAUGAGGAGAAGAUGAAGGCAGGACAGUGUGUCAUUGGACUUCAGAUGGGCACCAACAAGUGUGCCAGCCAGGCAGGAAUGAGCGCAUACGGCACCCGGCGGCACCUGUACGACCCUAAAGCACCUGUCCAGACGCCCAUGGACAAUACCACCAUCAGCCUGCAGAUGGGCACCAACAAGGGGGCCAGCCAGUCUGGCAUGACCGCUCCGGGUACGAGACGCGCCAUCUAUGACCAGAAACUGAACACGGAGCACUGUGACAACACCACCAUGUCCCUGCAGAUGGGCUACAGCCAGGGGGCCAACCAGAGCGGCCAGAACUUUGGCUUGGGGCGCCAGAUCUAUGAUGCAAAAUACUGCCCCAAAGCCCAGGCAUCCAACGGGGAGCAGAAUGGAGCGGGUGGAGACCAGGACUACAGCGCCGAGUACCAGGACCAGGGAUACCAUGAGGAGUACAGCCACGCUGAGACUGAGUACUGAGAGAGGAGAAGUUAAAGUUAAAGAGAGUUAAAGGGCCCAUACUAUGCAAUUUUAUGACCUAUGUUAUUACACUGUUUCUUCAUCAAAAACAUACCUGGAGUUGUGUUUUGUUUCAUUCACACAUCAUUUUAAUCCUGGAAUUUCCAAUCUCUACUGAACAAAAGUAGCUGUUAACUUGAAGACUACCACUCGAUGUCAUCACAUGGUUAAACUGAGCAUUUUGAGCUUUGCCGUAGACAGACUAAUAAAGGAGUUCCCAAAACAAAACAAAAAACAACUCCAGAUAUGUUUUUUUUAAUGAGGUAACAACAUUCUAACAUGGCUUAAAGCUUAAAGAGUUAAUUUUGCGUAAUAUCUGACCUUUUAAGGGAGGGAGAGAGUUGAGAAGGAACGCCAAAACAACCUCAUGGCGAGCGUUUUAUUUUUAUAUCUAGAGCGUGGCAGAACAGAUGUGUGGAGAGCCCCAAAAGUCUGGCGAAAUCUGUUUGUAAUUGGUGGUUUCUUGAUGAUAAUGUCAUUCUUUUUAAGUGGGAGAUGUAUUGAAAAAUGAAUGAUAUUGUAAUUAGACAUUGAGAAUAGUGUCUAUAUUUAAAACUAUUAAACACAACCUCAAAAAGAGUCUAGUGAAUACUCCCAAACUAUGGUAUUUAGUGAAAUUUCAGCACUUUCAUGGUAAAUUCUAUGGUUCAUUCAUGUUGUGUGCGAAACUCAAUUAAGACAUUUACAGGCACAUUCCUGAUACAUUGUAAAAGCUGACCUAUCACGCUUGUGUCUGCUGUGUAGUUAUAAUCUAUGAUACCCGUGGAUUGUUUUGUUAUAAUUUGCACGUUUUUCAAUCACAAUAUUCAUCUCAAACGCCUUAAGAAAAGAAACAAAUUUGGCGUAAACAUCAUCAUCACAACAAAGACACCCAUGCUUCCACAGGACAAUUCUCCACAUGAUACAAAACUGGACACAACAGCUUCAGUUUCAUUAGCGAGAUGCACACGGAUUGUAAUGUGAUCGCAUCUGAAGGGGGAGUGACUCAGUGCAUCAAAAACAAAAUUGAAACUUGUAUAUAACACGUUUUCAGUGAAUAUAGCAUUUUCAAAACAAUCAAAGGUAACAUGGUGAUCUAAAUAUGUUACGUGUUAGCAGAAGCACAAGUGUAGUGCCUCUAGUCCACUUACCAAGCAGUUUUUUCUGGACUUGUGGGGCUCUGCUGUUGCCUAUUGUACUAUUGUAGUAUUUUUAUGAAUCGUGUCUUACCCCUAUUGCGCGAGAACGAUGUUACACAUAUCAAAAUGAACUGUAUUCUGUGAUUUUUGUAUUUAAAAGGACCACAGUAGCCAAUCUUCGGCUUAGCUCGGAAUGUUUAUGUGCCAAAUCUUCAGCUUGUAGUAAUAAUUAUUCAGUAAGGGAGAUUUCUGAGGGGAUGGAGAAAACAAACAUAUCUGUAUUCUUUUGUAGUAUUUUAAGCAAUCAUUUUAUACUUCUCUUUUGAAUGUACUUUUGUGUAGUGUUUAAACUGGCAUUGUUCAGUAUUGGCUUUUAAUACUUGGUUAAAAUAAGGGAACAAAAUGCCUUUUCUUUCAUUCAUUUCAUGUUUUAUUAUUAGCGGAAAUAGUUUCUUGUUUGCUUAAGCUGUCCGACUGGAGCGGGAUUGUUUUGGUUGGAUUUAGACCCAUAAGAAGUAACUGAAGUGAAGUUGAGAACAUUCCUUGUGUAAAAUGACUGGAUUCUUUUGUGAAUGAAUAAUGUUUAGUAAAAGUGAUGAUCAAAUCUAGUGGAAUAUGCAAACCAUUCCUGCAAGUGUUUUUGAUUUCCGAUGAUUAUUUAAGCAUAUUUGUGAUUUUAAUGGUGUUUUAUACUUUGGAACCUUCAGCGUUGGACCAAUCUGUUUCCUCUGGAGUCAUCUUUGUACUAAUAGAAAAAAAAAACAAUUGUAUAAUAAAAGAUUUUGAAAAUAC